GCCGGAGCCGGAGCCCUCGGGCCGGGCCGGGGGCAAUGCCGAACCGGGGGCCGGGCACUCGGACCCCUCAGUCAUUGCAGAGCUCGCAGAGUGGAGGGCGGCGGCGGCCGCUUCACUGAGCGCUGCUCGGCUCCAGGACUCCAGGUCUCGGGCCCUGGCUCCAGCUUCGGCCCCAGAUCUUGUACUUUCCGACCCUCUCAGACCCAGACCCGGCCCCACACCCCAGUCACCCAAGAUCCCCAACCUCCGCAUCCCAGCCCUGUCAGCCCCAUCCUCGACCCGCGAGCACCGGUCCUUGGUCGGGCCCCACCAUGGGCUUCUUGCACCAACUGCACCUCCUGCUUUGGAAGAACGUAACGCUGAAGCGGCGCAGCCCGUGGGUUCUGGCCUUCGAGAUCUUCAUUCCCCUGGUUCUCUUCUUCAUACUCCUCGGGCUGCGGCAAAAGAAACCUACCAUCUCAGUGAAAGAAGUCUCAUACUACACAGCAUCGCCCCUCACCUCGGCGGGCAUCCUGCCUGUUAUGCAGUCCCUUUGUCCCGAUGGCCAGCGGGAUGAAUUUGGCUUCCUCCAGUAUUCAAAUUCCACGGUGACCCAGCUCCUAGAGCAGCUAAAUCGGGUGGUAGAGGAGAGUAAUCUGUUUGAUCCUUCGAGGCCCAGCCUUGAGGAGGAAUUAGAAUCUGUCCGAAGUCAUCUGGAAUCCCUUAGCAGUGGCCCUGGGACCUUGGAAAGCCAUUUUGACAACCGAGCAGUGUCUGACUUCACUCUGGGUUCAGCAGCCAAGGACAGGCAAGAGUUCUACCGUUUCCUUUCCCAGAAUUUGUCCCUGUCCAAUGAUACCACGGAGAUGCUAUUGGGUUCCAAGGUCAAUCUGCAUGAGGUCUAUAGGCUACUCUUUGGUCCUUUACCCACCCUGACUGAGGGCAUGUUGUCAAAGAAGGGGAAGGAACCCUGGGUCCGCUCCAGGGUUGGUGAAAAGAAGUUCCGGCUGGAGGAUGGUCUCCCAGGCAGCUGGCGAGACCUUGAAGAAGGAUUAGUGCCCCAUGCCCUACAGGAGCCUACUCACCAUGCCAACAAGCAAGCCGUAUUCCGCCUCCUGUCCCAGGCUCUGGGCCUGGCUGGUCCUCCCCUGGAACACCCUGAGGCCUCCAGCCCCCAAGCCCUGGUCAGAGAGAUGGAGGAAUUGUUAUUGGCACCUAAAUUACUAGAGCAAUUGACAUGUGCACGGGGCUCAGAGGAACUGAGCCAGAUUCUGACAGUGUCUGAGAGCCAGAGGGAGCGGCUGCAGGCUUAUCGCAUGGCCGUGUGUAGUGGACAAGCCGGAGCACGAGCUCAGCGUUUCUCCCGCCUGGCGUCUGAGCUCCAGGACCAACUGGAUGUACACAAGAUCAUCUCCCAGCUCCACCUAGAGGCAGUGAAUGGCCCAACCACUCAGAGGAGGUCCAGGCUACAGGUGCUGCUUGGGGACCUGCUAGGUGUUGAGAAGGUGCUUCGGGAUGUCGAUGUUCUGUCUUCCCUGGCUCGCCUACUCCCUCAGGGUGCCUGUGCUAGCCGGGCCCCACCGCAGACCGCCAACGGCACCGGCUGGGCCAGCAACACCACAACGACCACCAGUGGCAACAUCACAGCGGAGGAUGGGGAAGGCGAGGGCGAGCUGGGAGGGGAUGGUCUGCAUGGAAAGUGCUCUGCCUUUGUGCAGCUCUGGGCCGGUUUGCAGCCCAUCCUCUGUGGGAACAACCGGACCAUUGAACCUGAGGCGCUGAAACAAGGCAACAUGAGCUCCCUGGGCUUCACGAGCAAAGAACAGCGGAACUUGGGGCUUUUGGUGCAUCUCAUGACCAGCAACCCCAAGAUCUUGUAUGCGCCUGCAGGGACAGAGGCUGAUAAGGUUAUUCUGAAGGCAAAUGAGACCUUUGCUUUUGUGGGCAAUGUGACCCAUUAUGCCCAGGUCUGGCUCAACAUCUCAGCUGAGAUCCGACGCUUCUUGGAGGAGGGCCGCCUUCAGCAGCAUCUCCACUGGCUGCAGCAGUACGUGACUGACCUACAACAGCACCCAGAAGCCCUGAACCUGUCUGAGGGGGAGUUACCACCUGCCUUCCGGGAUCACAACUUCUCCUUGCCCAAUGCCUCGGCGCUUCUUCAGCAGCUGGACACCAUCGAUAAUGCUGCCUGUGGCUGGAUCCAGUUCAUGUCCAAGGUGAGCGUGGAUAUCUUCAAAGGCUUCCCGGACGAGGAGAGCAUUGUCAACUAUACUCUUAACCAAGCCUACCAGGACAAUGUCACUGUGUUUGCCAGUGUGAUCUUCCAAACCCGGAAGGAUGGUUCCCUUCCACCCCACGUGCUCUAUAAGAUCCGACAGAAUUCCAGCUUCACCGAGAAAACCAAUGAGAUCCGCCGGGCCUACUGGAGGCCUGGCCCCAACACUGGGGGACGCUUCUACUUCCUCUAUGGCUUUGUCUGGAUUCAGGACAUGAUGGAACGAGCAAUAAUCAACACCUUUGUUGGUCAUGAUGUGGUGGAGCCAGGAAAUUAUGUGCAGAUGUUCCCGUACCCAUGCUACACAAGGGAUGACUUCCUGUUUGUGAUCGAGCACAUGAUGCCGCUCUGCAUGGUGAUCUCCUGGGUCUACUCUGUGGCUAUGAUGAUUCAGCACAUAGUGGCUGAGAAGGAACAUCGUCUCAAGGAGGUGAUGAAGACAAUGGGGUUGAACAACGCGGUACACUGGGUAGCCUGGUUCAUCACAGGCUUUGUUCAACUCUCCAUCUCAGUGACGGCACUCACAGCCAUCCUCAAAUAUGGCAAAGUGCUCAUGCACAGCCAUGUGCUCAUCAUUUGGCUUUUCCUGGCCAUCUAUGCUGUGGCCACCAUCAUGUUCUGCUUCCUGAUAUCCGUGCUAUACUCCAAAGCUAAGCUGGCCUCAGCCUGUGGUGGGAUCAUCUAUUUCCUAAGCUACGUGCCCUACAUGUAUGUGGCCAUCAGAGAGGAGGUGGCACAUGACAAGAUCACGGCCUUUGAGAAGUGUAUUGCGUCCCUUAUGUCCACCACAGCCUUUGGCCUGGGAUCCAAGUAUUUUGCCCUUUAUGAAGUGGCCGGUGUGGGCAUCCAGUGGCACACUUUCAGCCAGUCACCUGUGGAGGGAGAUGAUUUCAAUCUGCUUCUGUCUAUGAUGAUGCUGAUGGCGGAUGCUGUCGUGUACGGUGUGCUCACGUGGUACAUUGAGGCUGUGCACCCAGGCAUGUAUGGACUUCCUCGGCCCUGGUAUUUCCCACUUCAGAAGUCUUACUGGUUGGGGAGUGGGCGAGCAGAGGCCUGGGAGUGGAGCUGGCCUUGGGCGAGACCCCCUCGACUCAGUGUCAUGGAGGAAGACCAGGCCUGUGCUAUGGAGAGCCGGCGGCUGGAGGAGACACGAGGCAUAGAAGAAGAACCCAGUCACCUGCCCCUUGUUGUGUGUGUGGAUAAGCUCACCAAGGUCUAUAAGAAUGACAAGAAGAUGGCCUUGAACAAACUGAGUCUCAACCUCUAUGAAAAUCAGGUGGUCUCUUUCUUGGGCCACAAUGGAGCUGGCAAGACCACUACCAUGUCCAUCUUGACUGGCCUGUUCCCUCCAACAUCUGGUUCAGCCACUAUUUAUGGCCAUGAUAUCCGAACAGAGAUGGAUGAAAUCCGCAAGAACUUGGGCAUGUGUCCUCAGCACAAUGUACUGUUUGACAAGCUCACGGUGGAGGAGCACCUGUGGUUCUAUUCACAGCUCAAGAGCAUGGCCAAGGAGGAGAUCCAGAAGGAGAUGGACAAGAUGAUCGAAGACCUGGAGUUGUCCAACAAACGUCACUCACUGGUGCAAACAUUGUCUGGCGGGAUGAAACGUAAGCUGUCGGUGGCCAUCGCCUUCGUGGGAGGUUCCCGUGCCAUCAUCCUGGAUGAGCCCACCGCUGGUGUUGAUCCCUAUGCCCGCCGAGCCAUCUGGGAUCUCAUCCUCAAAUACAAGCCUGGACGGACCAUCCUUUUGUCUACUCACCACAUGGAUGAAGCCGACCUACUGGGUGACCGCAUUGCUAUCAUCUCUCAUGGCAAACUCAAGUGCUGUGGGUCCUCACUCUUCCUGAAGAGCACCUAUGGAGACGGCUAUCGCCUGACCCUGGUCAAGCGGCAGGCAGAGCCCGGCAGUGUGUCUGAGUCUGGCCAGACACCUAGCUCUCCAGCCUCCUCAGCGCUCAGCCCCUGCUCUGAACCUCGGGUUUCCCAGUUCAUAAAGAAGUAUGUGGCUUCCUGUCUGCUCAUCUCAGACACCAACACUGAACUCUCCUACAUUCUGCCCAGUGAAGCUGCUAAGAAAGGAGGUUUUGAACGACUCUUCCAGCACCUGGAAUUAAGCUUGGAGGAGCUACAGCUGACCAGUUUUGGGCUCAUGGACACUACGUUGGAAGAAGUUUUCCUCAAGGUAUCUGAGGAGGACCAGUCCUUGGAAAACAGUGAGGCCGACAUGAAGGAGUCUAAGAAGGAUGCUCUUCCUAAGGCCGAGGUGCAGAAGGACAGGGAGGCUGCCGCCUCACCCCACUCUGAGCACAGCAACCUGGUGGGCUGCUCUCAGCUGACGCAGUCCCAAGCAUCUCUGCGCUCCUCUUCCUCGGCGGGCUCAGUCCGAGGGGAUGAGGAAGGCGCCUAUGUUGAAGUUUAUGGUGACUACUCCCCACUCUUUGACAAUCUUCAGGACCCUGACAAUGUCAGCCUGCAAGAAGUGGAGGCCGAGACCUUGUCAAUGGUUGGCCAGGGCAGCUCCAAACUAGAAGGCUGGUGGCUGAAGCUACGCCAGUUUCACGGGCUUUUGGUCAAACGUUUCCAUUGUGCUCGCCGCAACACCAAGGCACUCUUCUCCCAGAUCCUGCUGCCUGCCUUCUUUGUCUGUGUGGCCAUGACCGUGGCCCUCUCUGUCCCGGAGAUUGGUGACCUGCCCCCGCUGAUCCUCUCGCCCUCCCAGUACCACAAUUACACUCAGCCCCGGGGCAACUUCAUCCCCUAUGCCAAUGAAGAGCGACAUGAAUACCGCCUCAAAUUGUCCCCUGAUGCCAGUCCCCAACAGCUGGUUAACACGUUUCGGCUGCCUUCUGGCAUCGGUGCCACAUGUGUGCUGAAGACACCUGCCAAUGGGACCCUGGUAUUGACCCUGAACCUGAGUAGCAGUGAGUCCAGAGUGUUGGCUGCGCGAUACUUCGACGCCAUGUGCAUUGACUCCUUCACCCAAGGGCUGCCCCUGUCCAACUUUGUACCACCACCCCCCUCUCCUGCACCCUCUGACUUCCCUUUGUCUCCUGAUGAAGAGCUCCUGAGGGCCUGGAAUACUACUCUGCUACCCACCACCAUGAGAGAGACGGUGACCUCUGUCCCGGCGUUGCCACGUGUAGUCCACGAACCCAUCAAGUGCACAUGCUCCAUGCAGGGGACUGGAUUCUCCUGCCCCAGUGGUGUGGGUGGACGCCCACCCCAGAUGAAGGUGGUAACGGGGGACAUCUUGACUGACAUCACGGGCCGAAACGUGUCGGAGUAUCUCCUCUACACUUCAGAUCGCUUCAGGCUGCACAGAUAUGGAGCCAUCACCUUUGGCAACAUCCAGAAGUCAAUACCUGCCUCCUUUGGAGCCAAGGCACCCCCAAUGGUGCGUAAGAUUGCAGUGAGGCGAACCGCCCAGGUCUUCUAUAACAACAAGGGGUACCACAGCAUGCCCACUUACCUAAACACCCUCAACAAUGCCAUCCUCCGUGCCAAUCUACCCAAAAGCAAAGGAAACCCUGCAGCCUAUGGCAUCACUGUCACCAAUCAUCCCAUGAACAAGACCAGUGCCAGCCUCUCCUUGGAUUACCUCCUGCAGGGCACUGAUGUAGUCAUUGCCAUCUUUAUCAUCGUGGCCAUGUCCUUUGUGCCGGCCAGCUUUGUGGUCUUUCUAGUGGCUGAGAAAGCCACUAAGGCCAAGCACCUUCAGUUUGUCAGCGGCUGCAACCCUGUCAUCUACUGGCUAGCCAACUACGUCUGGGAUAUGCUGAACUACUUGGUGCCGGCCACUUGCUGUAUCAUCAUCCUCUUUGUGUUCGACCUUCCUGCCUAUACUUCACCCACCAACUUCCCUGCCGUGCUCUCCCUCUUCUUGCUCUACGGCUGGUCAAUCACACCCAUCAUGUACCCUGCCUCCUUCUGGUUCGAGGUGCCCAGUUCUGCCUAUGUCUUCCUCAUUGUCAUCAACCUCUUCAUUGGCAUCACUGCCACCGUCGCCACUUUUCUGCUGCAACUCUUUGAACAUGACAAGGACUUGAAAUUAGUAAACAGUUACCUGAAGAGCUGCUUCCUCAUCUUUCCCAACUACAACUUGGGCCACGGGCUCAUGGAGAUGGCUUACAAUGAAUACAUCAAUGAAUAUUACGCCAAGAUAGGCCAGUUCGACAAAAUGAAAUCCCCCUUCGAAUGGGACAUUGUCACGAGAGGCCUGGUUGCCAUGACAAUAGAAGGCUUCGUGGGUUUCUUUAUCACCAUCAUGUGUCAGUACAACUUCCUCCGGCAGCCCCAGCGUCUGCCUGUAUCCACCAAGCCUAUUGAAGAUGAUGUGGAUGUAGCCAUUGAACGGCAGCGGGUCCUGAGGGGGGAUGCGGACAAUGAUAUGGUCAAGAUUGAGAACCUGACCAAGGUAUAUAAAUCACGUAAGAUUGGGCGCAUCUUGGCCGUAGACCGGCUCUGUGUGGGUGUGCGGCCUGGAGAGUGUUUUGGCCUUCUUGGUGUCAAUGGGGCUGGCAAGACCAGUACCUUCAAGAUGCUGACAGGAGAUGAGAGUACCACAGGAGGCGAGGCCUUCAUCAAUGGACACAGCGUCCUGAAAGAGCUCCUUCAAGUACAACAGAGUCUGGGCUACUGCCCGCAGUUUGAUGCCCUGUUUGAUGAGCUCACAGCCCAAGAGCACCUGGAACUCUACACAAGGCUUCGAGGGGUCCCCUGGAAGGACGAGGAGAGGGUGGUCAAGUGGGCAUUAGAGAAAUUGGAGCUGAGCAAGUAUGCAGAUAAACCAGCGGGCACCUACAGUGGGGGCAAUAAGAGAAAACUGUCCACGGCCAUCGCCCUCAUUGGUUACCCAGCCUUCAUCUUCUUGGAUGAGCCCACCACGGGCAUGGACCCCAAGGCCCGGCGUUUCCUGUGGAACCUCAUCCUGGACAUCAUCAAGACGGGGCGUUCAGUAGUACUGACAUCACACAGCAUGGAGGAGUGCGAGGCACUUUGUACACGACUGGCCAUCAUGGUGAAUGGACGGCUCAGGUGCCUGGGCAGCAUUCAACACCUGAAGAACAGGUUUGGUGAUGGCUACAUGAUUACGGUGAGGACCAAGAGCAGCCAGAGCGUGAAGGAGGUAGUGAGGUUCUUCAACCGAAACUUCCCUGAAGCUGUGCUCAAAGAGCGACACCACACCAAAGUGCAGUAUCAGCUGAAAUCGGAGCACAUCUCACUGGCACAGGUUUUCAGCAAGAUGGAGCAGGUGGUGGAUGUUCUGGGCAUCGAGGAUUACUCGGUCAGCCAGACCACGCUGGACAAUGUGUUUGUGAACUUUGCCAAGAAGCAAAGUGAUAACUUGGAGCCCCAAGAGACAGAGCCAGGUUGCGCCCUCCAGUCCCCGCUGGCUCGGCUGCUCAGUCUCCUCCGACCCCGUCCCGCACCCACAGAGCUCCGUGCUCUGGUAACAGAUGAACCGGAGGACCUCGACACGGAUGACGAGGGGCUUAUCAGUUUUGAAGAGGAGAGGGCCCAGCUUUCUUUCAAUACAGACACGCUCUGCUGAAGGAACUUAAAGGCUCCAGCUCUCCAUUCCUGGAUGACCAACUUCCUUGUCCCCUUACACUCAAACCUCCUUGGACCAGCCCUACAUUUCCCUGGCCUGUUUUGGCUGGGGCAGAGAUUGAAGGCCAGACAGUUGGGAGGGAGGCCUUUGCACUGCCUACCCACCCAGGUCCCUGACCCAAGAGGGUUGGGAGAAGGGAUUGGUGAUACGUUGUGCACCUUGAAUUCAGUGCCUCAAACUUGGAGCUAGUUUUAGAGGGAGGUAGGGUUGGGGAAACUGGUGGGUGUGGACAGUGCCAAGAGCUGGGCAUAAGAACCCAUCCUAGGAUCCUAGGGGAGCCUUGGAGAAUGGGAAAAAGGCUUGAAUCUGAGAGCAAGGGCAGUUCUUCACUCUGGUAGGCCCCAGAUUUAGGGAUGGGGAAUCUCCUAACUACAUCAUAGCCCAGGUGAUACUACAAACCGUACCCACUCUUUCCCCUCCUCUGGCCCGGCCACUGCCCCUCCGGGACCAACCUGCCUGGUGAUCCUCAGGAUCUCCAACCAAUGAUUGUGCCAAAGGGACAGUCCUGCUGUACCCCAGGGUGUGGGCUGGGCACUCAUGUGGCUCUGCCUUACAGUCGCAGCAGCUCUGGCCAGCUACUCCGCUCACUUCCCUGGACUCUGAUAGCCCUAUCCCUGAUCUCAGCCUGGCCUGCUUGGCUCUGCUUCUGAUGGUCAGUACCACUCAUCUUGCCUGUGGCUAGAAUCCCCACUGGCAGUGAAGGCCACAAAAAGACUGGACUCUGACAGCCCAGGAAAUAUGCCUGGAGGCUAAUGUGAAGGCUUGAAAAACAUGAAACUGUGUGGAGGAAGAGGGGCAUGGGUCUCCUCUGUGGUCUUAACCCUCCAGAGCAUGAUCCUGAUGGACCUGUGUAACACAAUACUUUCCUGGUUCAUCAGGCAUCUGGAUGGGGGAGGGGGGUGACAUGGACCUCAUGGGGUCCUGGGCAGAUAACUGCUUCCCCCCUAAAUUGGACUCUUCUACCCCCUGGAUUUUAACAACACCUCUGCUAACGCCACCAUUGCUGCCAUGCCGCCGCCAUCCAGAGGCUCCAAUGCUGGACACCAAAAUGGGCUGCCUGCUAGCCUGCCCAACCACCGUGGCCCAAGUCAUUGACUCUGGCCAGGGCUGAGCUGGGAUGUUGGGUUUGUUGUUUUCUUUUUAACCUAUUUAUUUUGCAAUAGGAAGAAGCACUUGUCAGGGGUGGGGAAGAUGGAGGGAAAGUGUGUACAUAGAUGGCAGAAUGGACAUGUUGACAGGUUGGAUACAACUAUACGGGAAACAAAAGGAGGGGAACGCCCCCUUCCAAGGCUGAAAGCAGUGUUCCCUCCAUUCUUCAGCUCCUGUUCCCUAUAGGGCCUCUGCACCUAGGAACCCUGAAGGCUGUGGACAAAGGAAGAGAGUGGAAGGACCUGGUGUCUAGAGAGCUUGCCCCCUGCCUCUGAAUGACCUCCAAUCACCUUUUGUCACAUUAGGGGUGGGGUAGGGAGAGGCUUGGUAUGGCAUGGACAGUGUGGGGGUCACAUGGGCCCCAUUCCUUCCUGAAAGCAAGCUGCCAUGGCCACUUCCCAGCUGUUUGCCCAUCCCCUCCCCAUCCCAUCCCUAGUCCUGCCUAAGGGCAGGUGGGGGACUGGGCUUGUACAUAGUUCGGGAAGCAGAUGAGGAAAGAUGUUUGUUUUAAAUAAAAAGGGAAAAUAUCAAACCA
Messenger RNA from Trichosurus vulpecula (common brushtail), 9549 nucleotides. RefSeq names its product ATP binding cassette subfamily A member 2 (gene ABCA2). The record is from RefSeq and is a predicted model, not a curated record. Gene Ontology annotation, biological process: transmembrane transport; lipid transport. Gene Ontology annotation, molecular function: lipid carrier activity; ABC-type transporter activity; ATP binding. The transcript is spliced from 50 exons. Bases 312 to 7805 code for a protein of 2497 amino acids. Gene Ontology annotation, cellular component: membrane; intracellular membrane-bounded organelle. Lineage: Eukaryota; Metazoa; Chordata; Mammalia; Diprotodontia; Phalangeridae.